AAAUUAUAGAAUGUUAAAAUAUUCAAAAUACUGAAAUAAAAUUGAUUAAUGUUGAUAAAAAGAUGUAACUCGCCCGCACAACGUGCGGGUUCAAUGCUAGUUACUUUUAUGGGAUUUAUUUGCGUAUGGAUGAGUGAUACUCUUUUAAUAUAGUUUAAGUUUCGUGUUAGGGACCAAAAUGAAGAUAUGUUUAGCAUGAAGAACAUGAUCAAAUAUGUAAGACAGAUGUAUUAAUAAUUAGGUCUCAAACGUUCAUAAAGUAUUUUUCCGUAUCAGAGCGCAGACUACUAAACCAGUACAAGAAAUUGAAAGUUAAGUUAUUUCCUUAACACAUGACAUGAAUUGAAGACGGUAGUUAUGCUAACUUCAACUUGUCCCUUUGUUUUACUUAGGGAUGGCAACUUUGCCCAUACCCAUGGGUUUCUUACUAUCCAACCCAAUUGGAUUGGGUAUGAAAUCCAAAUAGAUGGAUAUGGGUAGAGUUUGAUGGGUUUGUACCCAUACCCAUUUACUUUGGGUUGAGUUGGGUUUAUAUCAAAUGGAUUUGGGUUUGUACCCAUGCCCAAAUACAAAUUACAGUUUGGUACCCAAACUUAAUAGACAUGCAUAUUUAGUAUCUAAAUUUAAUUUUUUUUGCAUAUAAGUCCUCAAAAUAUCGAUGGAAAAUUACGUUUUGGUACCUAAAUUUUUUUGGUCUUACAUUUUGGUACCUAAACUUUUCAAGUUUUGCAAAUAGGUCCAAUUUUUGCAUGUGUAGUUAAAACACCCUCAAGUAAAUGGAUAUCCAUAUCCAACCCAUACCCAUUUAGAUUAUGGAAGCCCCAAACCCAAACUCAUCUAUAAACCCCCAAAUUCAUAUGCACUUCACCCAUACCCAACCCAUUAUCAAUGGGUCUACUUGGGUUUGGGUAUAAUUACCCAUGGAUGGGUAAUUUGCCAUCCCUAGUUUUACUAAUAAAAUUUUAUUUAAACUAGAGACUAAAACUUCUGAUUAUGAAUCUUGAACUAGAAGAUUAUAUUAGUGAUCAUGUCCCAAAUGCUCUUGAAAGAAUUUCCCGCAUUAACCAUAAGUAAACUGAAGUUCUUAUUAGGUUAUUUCUUUAACAUAUAGCAUGCAUUUAAGGUGGUGGUUACAUUGACUUCAAUUUGUUUCUUCAUUUUUAUUAAUAAAACUCUACUCAAUUAGAGACUAAAUUAGCAGAUGACAUUAGUGAUCAUGUCCAAAACAUUCAUAACAACAGAUUUUCACACAUUGUAGAACGUACUAAUUCACAAGUAACAUAAAUUGAAAUGGUAGUUAAACUGAAGUUGUAAGUAUGUUACUUCUUUAACAUAUGCAUGAAUUUAAGACCGUGGUUACAUCGACUUCAAUUUAUUAUCCCUUACCACUUUCGUUUUACAAAUACGACCGCAUUCUAAUUUCUCAAUAACGCCACAUUCUUCAUUCUACGUACGUUCAGAAAUUCAGUUCUUCCAUAUAUACAUCAAUCUUCUUCGUUUCAAUAUUCGUAUACAAUCUUCCUUUGUCUCUGUAACUCGAAUUUCACUUCUAUCUCUAGUCAUGGAUCCAAAUCAGCAGCAGCAGCAGCUCCAUGUCGUCUUCCUCCCCUUCUUGGCUCAAGGCCACAUGAUCCCAAUCACCGACAUGGCGAGGCUCUUUGCCCGCCACGGCGUGAAGUCCACGAUCAUCACCACUCCGCUCAACGCCCCUCUCUUCUCCGGCAAGAUCGACCGUGACGCCCAGCUGGGUCUCCAAAUCCGGACCCACGUCGUCGAGUUCCCCGCCGCCGAGGCCGGCCUGCCGGAAGGCUGCGAGAACCUCAGCAGGGCGAACGAGUCCUUUGAAAUGGUGGUCACAUUCUACAAGUCAAUGGAGCUCCUCCGCCGCCCGGUUGAGGAGCUCCUCCAACAAUGGCGGCCCGAUUGCCUGGUCGCUGACUUCCCCUUCCACUGGGCUUCAGAAUCCGCCAACAAACUCGACAUUCCGAGGCUGUAUUUCAACGCGACGGGGUCGUUCGCCAUGUGUUUGUGUGAAUGCCUCAACCGCCACCAACCUCACACACGCGUCGAAUCCGAUUCCGAACCCUUUCUCCUCCCCGGCCUGCCGCACGAAAUCCGAGUCACCAGAGGGCGAAUCCCCGGGGAGUUCCGACCCGAGGUGAACGAUGACGAUCCGAGCGUCAAAGAACUCCGAGACCUGAUGCUGGAAUCAGAGGUGACAAGCUACGGAGUUGUGGUGAACAGUUUCUACGAGCUUGAGCCAGGGUACCCAGAACACUACAAACACGAAAUGGGAAGAAAGGCAUGGUUCAUUGGUCCAUUGUCACUCAGCAACAAAGACGACAUGAAACAUAAAGCGGAAAGAGGAGAUUCUGCUGCUGCAAUUGACAGACACGAAUCAUGUUUGAGAUGGCUCGACUCCAAAGAAGCCAAUUCAGUCAUCUACAUAUGCUUCGGGAGCAUACCAAUACCUUUCAACGCGGACCAGCUACGCGAGAUUGCCGCGGCUCUAGAGACAUUGUUGUCGAGGCAGAUCAGCUUUAUCUGGGUUGUGAAGAAGGAAGAAUGGCUGCCGGAAGGGUUUGAAGAGAGAAUUACAGAGGGCGGGAAAGGACUGGUGAUCAGAGGAUGGGCGCCUCAGGUGUUGAUUCUCGACCACGGGGCGAUUGGAGGGUUCGUGACUCACUGCGGGUGGAACUCGACGCUGGAAGGUGUGUGCGCAGGGGUGCCGAUGGUGACGUGGCCGCUUCAAGCCGAGCAGUUCUUGAACGAGAAAUUGGUGACUGAUGUUUUGAAGAUUGGGGUCGGAGUUGGUGCUGAGGAAUGGUCGAUACAAGAGAGGAAAAUCAUCGUGGGAAGGGAAGAGAUACAGAGUGCGAUCACUCGAGUGAUGGUUGGUGAAGAGGCUGAAGAAAUGAGGAGCAGAGCUAGGAAGCUCAAGGAAAUUGCUGUGAUGGCUAAUGAAGAAGGUGGGUCGUCUUAUUUCGAUAUGAAAUUGUUGGUGCAAGAACUGACGGAUCUACGAGAUAAGAGAAACAAUGAUGGAUGCUCCAAGUCGUAAGAGUAUGAAUCCUUUUGAGCCAAGUAAUGGGAAAAUGUUUGUCGUUGCAAUAACACCUUAGAGAAAUAUUUUUUUUAUUUUUAUGUAGCUUUCCCAUUUCCUCGUGCAAUAAACUUCAUAAAAAAAGAAAGAGAUUUGGUUUCUAGGGUAAAUACAAUUUAAUAUUCAAA
This is a messenger RNA of Linum trigynum, 3231 nucleotides long. NCBI's taxonomy places the organism in Eukaryota, Viridiplantae, Streptophyta, Magnoliopsida, Malpighiales, Linaceae. The record is from the annotation of a GenBank genome assembly.